ACGGAUGCAGCGCAGUGGAGUGUCCCUUGAAAAGCCUGCGCACUCUCACUCCCCUCCCCGUUUAUUACGUUCCUACUCGUUUUUCAUUUUCUGCAAGAACUUUUACCACUGCUUUCCUGCGCCGUUCUUCAUUUCGUGUUAAAUCAAAACCUGCAUGCUGCAUGGUUUCUUUUUCCUUUUUGAAUAACCAAUAGUUUCCUUUUUUUUUGAACGCAAAAAUCCUGCAUGGUUUCAAAAAAAAUGACCAGGAAAACUGCAUGCUAGCUGCUCAUUGAUGAUACGGCAUGCAUGUACGCGUGCAUGUGCAUGAAACCAGAGGCCCUUAAAGUUGCCUUGGACGCACUUGCGUUGGCCUCUCCCUAGCUGCCCUGGCGUGCAUGCCCGCUUGCGUUCGCUGGGGUAAGUGGAAAGCGAGCUGGUCGCAUGCAUGGUUGCAUCCGGUGGUAGAGCCCGGUAGGCAGGGCAGGAGCAAGUGGCCUGCCUUGUCCUGAAAGAGCCCUUGUUUCCUUGCCACAAUUGUAGAUCUAUGUGUCUGUCCACAUCCUCACAGACAGUGCAUGGGGUUGGGAUCGGAAUGGAACCAUGGUUGGCGCUGUUGGUUAGUGAGACCUAAGCAAACACAUGCAUGAGGUCGUGCACAAUUUUAUUAUAUAUAAAUAAUGCAGUGUGCAUUGUGCUGUAGGGAGGGAUUAAUCUAGUGAGUGUGAGUGGCUCAUGUUUUGUCCUACAAGAGGUGGGGCAAUCAUGAGGUGAUAAGUCCCAUAAAGCAGCAGAGCUCCCAUUCUAUAUCCUUUUACACACACGCUUCUCUCAAGCACAUUGGCCAUGCAUGCCAUAUGCUACAUGAACAUGAUCCAAAGGAUAGAUCCCUCCCUCCCCCAUAUCCUCUGUCUUUUGCUUUGCCGCUGUAGCAGCUGAUGUGCGAGCAUUGUAGCCGCGUAUGGGCAUCGGCCACUUUCAGUUUCGGGGCCUUAGCUUGUUGGCACUAGUUAUAAUUGCAUCACUCCCCUAAGCUAAGUAGGACCCAUGCUCACCCGGAGCCUUGUGGUGAGAGCGGAGAGCCCCCCAAAUCUCCCUCUGAUCAGGGUCAGUGAUCUGGGGCCAGCGGCUUCCUUUCCAAGUGGGCUAGCAUUGGCUUGUUGAGUGAGAUGUGCAUGAUUUCGUCCUCUUUCUUUCUCUCGUGCUUUGAUCAUGGCGCCAGGCCCGGCCCCUGCGUGAUAAAACCUCUCCCUGCCAGGCUUGUUUCCCUGCUGCCUCUCGCCUGGGGCUGGGGCUGGGGCUGUUAAGAGAAUCACUUCAUCAGGAUCAGGGUUGCCCACCACGCACAAGCCACACCCAGUCACACACGCACACGCCAUUCUUGUUCUGGCAUUCUCCUUGCAGCCGUUUUAUUAGGAAAUGCUCCCCUUUCCGUUUUAGUAGAGCCAGAGCCAGCUUCAAAGUUUCUUGCUAACUUCUCGAGGCCUUUGAUCUUUCAGGGCGUUGCUGCUUCCUGGGACGAGAGUUCGAGAGGCUACCGCUACCAGGAACAGGGGCAGUGCAGUGGUGGUUGGCGUUUCAGUAGGCUGUCAGUGUUCCUCCCCAUGAUUUGAUAAGGUCCUUUUUAAUUCGGUACAACGUUUGACACCUUCGCGAGCCUGGAAGAUGACCGGCGACGCGUCUUAUCAGCAGCUCGGGGUCGACGCCACCAUGAUGAGCGGCUGCUUCGGCAGCGGCGGCGGCGGCGGCGCACCGGUGUUCCAUGACGGCAGCUUAUUCGGGUUCGGCGAACCGGCGGAUGCCGCCGCGAGCUUCUUGGUGGACGGCGGCUCGAUGCUCGCCGGCCAGCUCCAGCUGAUCCGCGCUGCUGCUCCACAGAGCGUGUCGCCGGUGGAGACGGCGCGCGGCGCCUACGGCGGCUACGAGCCGUCGCCCUCGGAUGUCACCGUCGCUCACGCGCCCAAGGUGGCCAAGCAUCUUGCCGGGGAGAUGGAGGGCAGCUGGAUCCACGAGCCGUACUGCUGCCCCACGUGGUUCUUCUCCGGCGACAGCUUCCGGGACCCGUUCGCCGCGGCGGCGAGCGAGCUGUCGCUCAGGCUACGACGAGCCGAGUCGUCGCCCACCGGCGCCGUGCACGUUAGCCUCCCGGACCAGUCCCCGGAGGUGAGCUGCUCCGGCUUGACCCACGCGAGCAGCGCCGGCACCGGCGGCGGCGUGUUCCAGCCUCCAUGUGGCGGCGGCGGAGAGAUGGCGCCCCUGCACUUCUCUCAGGUCCUUCCGCGUUGGUCGGCGUACGCGCACCUCACGCAGAAGACGCUGGACGAGUUCGUCGGAUGCCUGCUGCAAGACGUGGCAGGGUUCGCCGGCUCAGUCGCCGGCUGCGAGGCGAGCUGCCUGCUGCCCAUGUCAAGCUGCUCCAAGACGACGUCGUCCAACCCGUCGGUGUUUCUCGGCUCGGAAGAGCACGCGCACCAGAAGCUGAGGAACGAUCUCCAGAAGUUGUUGCAGCUGCUGGACCAACGGUGCAACCAGUGCAUGGACGAGAUCCAGGGCGCGGCGUCCAAGUACGGCGGCAUGGUGCGCCCGGGCGGCGGCGGCGGCGGAGCCACCCUCCUCUUGGCGCCGUUCGCGCACCGCGCGGUAUCAGCGAUGCACCGGAGGCUCAGGGCGCGGAUCACGGGCGAGAUCGCCGCGGCGUCGCGGAGAGGCGAGCCUCCGCCGCCGACGUCGUCGUCGCUGACGCUGGCCGACAGGGAGCGGAGCUGGGAGUCGGCCUUCAUCCAGAAGCACUGGGCGCUGCGGCAGCUCCGGCGCGGCGACCAGCAGUCGUGGCGGCCGCAGCGCGGCCUGCCGGAGAAGUCCGUCGCCGUGCUCAAGGCCUGGAUGUUCGAGAACUUCCUCCGCCCGUACCCGAAGGACAACGAGAAGGAGAUGCUGGCGGCGAGGAGCGGCCUGAGCAGGAGCCAGGUCUCGAACUGGUUCAUCAACGCCCGUGUGAGAUUGUGGAAGCCGAUGAUAGAGGAGAUGUACGAGGAUCUCAAGAAGGCCUCCGGAUCCGGAGGCGACGAGGGCGUGGCUGCCUGAACAUCAGAGCAGCAGACCUGGGUUUCCACGUCCGGGAUGGAAUUUCUGUAAAAUCUCAGCACUGCUCUGGGAGCUUUUGUACGAGCAUUGCUGCCACCCUGUUAUCUACAUACGUAUAACCUUCCUGGCGUAUUUAUAAAUUUGCCAGUAUCUGCAAGCUGCAGCGUAGACACUUGCUGCCACUUGCUCGAGUUCCUUUUCUACCUGAAAAUUGCAGUUGUUGGAUCGGUUCUCUGAA
Molecule: messenger RNA, 3301 nt
Organism: Setaria italica (foxtail millet)
Lineage: Eukaryota; Viridiplantae; Streptophyta; Magnoliopsida; Poales; Poaceae
Product: homeobox protein ATH1
Exons: 6
Coding region: 1645-3063 (472 amino acids)
Biological process (GO): regulation of transcription by RNA polymerase II
Molecular function (GO): DNA-binding transcription factor activity, RNA polymerase II-specific; RNA polymerase II cis-regulatory region sequence-specific DNA binding
Source: RefSeq, a predicted model, not a curated record